Daktulosphaira vitifoliae (grape phylloxera) is the source of this 3382-nucleotide messenger RNA. RefSeq names its product death-associated protein kinase dapk-1-like. The coding region runs from base 309 to 3218 and encodes 969 amino acids. Gene Ontology annotation, biological process: signal transduction. Lineage: Eukaryota; Metazoa; Arthropoda; Insecta; Hemiptera; Phylloxeridae. The record is from RefSeq and is a predicted model, not a curated record. The transcript has 15 exons. Gene Ontology annotation, molecular function: protein binding.
CCGUUUGAUAUACUUCUGUAAAUAGUUUCACCAAUAAAGUUGAAAUAGCUUCUGUGAACUGAAAUAUGUAUUAGCUACUAUAUAUAAAUAACAUUGAUAAAAAGAUAUAAUUAAAUGGGAAACCUUAAAAAAUUAGUAGAUAAAUAAUGAAUUAUAAUUAAGUAUAAGCUAUGUAAAAUAAAAAAUCUAUAUAUUGAUUUGUUAAAUUUAAUGUUAUUUACUUGGGAAUAAUCAUUAUAAUGUUUUGGUUUGUUUAUUAUAUUCUCAAACGUAAAUAAGAGAAUUUUUAAUGUUGAAUUAUUGCAAGUAUGUCCCUGAUACAGUUAUUAGAAAAUAGUUUUGAUGACAAUGGGACCCAUAAUUUGAUCAUUCAUUUUGAUAAGGAAGUAAUUCUAUCAAAGAAUAAUGAACACCAAACUGCAUUACAUUUGGCUUCUUUGCAUGGAUUACACAAUAUAGUUAACCUUUUAUUAAACAAAGAAGCUUGUGUAAAUUCUACUGACAUACAUGGAAAUACUCCUUUACAUUUAGCUUGUUGUAAUGGCCAUUCAUCAAUUGUUGAAUUAUUAUUAAAAAAGGAACCUAAAGUAGCUAAGAAGAAAAAUAAUAAUGGUGAUGUUCCGUUACAUAUUGCUUGUCAAUUUGGAUAUUAUGAUUGUGUUUUAAAAUUACUUGAGUUUGAUAUGACAACAAUCGAAAUAAUGAAUAAUAAUCUAAAUACACCUUUAUUUGUGGCUAUUUAUGAGAAAAAAGAAGAUAUUGCCAUAAGUAUAAUCAAUAAAAUGCCAGAAAAUUUGGAUACUAUUAAUAAUGAUGGCAAUGCUGUUAUUCAUAUUGCAGCCCAAGAAGGUUUACUUAAAGUUAUUGAAACUAUUAUUAAUUUAGGAUACAAUUUUGAAUUUCCUAAUAGUAAAGGACUUUAUCCACUUCACAUUGCAUCCAAGUAUGGACAUGUAGAAAUUGUUAGGUAUUUAUGUAUAGCUGGAAGUGACCCUCAAAGACGAAGUGUAGAUAAUAUAAAACCUGAAAUUACUGCCAUAAAAAAUAAUCAAAAAGAAAUCAUUUCAAUACUCAGUAAACUAAAUUCCAAUAAUGCAAAGGAAAAUUAUAUACAACAACUUGUAAUGAGUGAUAAAGUAAUUGAAAAUACCAAUAUUCUACUUUUUGGAAAUAGUGGUACUGGUAAAUCAUCUAUUAUCAAACUAUUGAAAUCUGGACUAUUUUCAAUGUUACUUGGAAAAUCACGUAGUACUUUGAGAACAAUUAAUAAUAACCGAUCAUUUAUGUCUCAAGCUCAAAAUAAUAAUGGAAAUGAUAUAAGUCUUACUGAUUAUACAUCAAGUUCUUCACUUAAAUAUAAAAAUGGUAGUACUAAAGGAAUAAUAGUACAAAAAGAAACAUUAUCAUGUAUUGGUGAUUGCACAUUCUGGGAUUUUUCCGGUGAAGAUACAUACUAUAACUUAUAUCAUCAUGUUAUACAAAACACACCCAAUAAAAUAAUUGUUAUAGUUUAUAGCCAAAGUAAUUCAUUCAAAAAUAAUCUGAGGAGUGUGCAAUUUUGGUUGAGUUUUAUUCAAGCUAGACUUCCAGUGCCAAAUUUUAUUAAUAAAAAUGGUUUCUCAAAUUAUUUAGUUCCAGUAUUAUUAGUAGCAAGUUAUAGUAAUGAUAAAAAAACUAGUCAACAAUCUGAAAAAAAUUUAAUUGCAAAAGUUAAAAUGGAAUAUGAACAUAUUUUUAAAAUUUAUGACCAAACUAUUCUAUUUGAUAUUUUUGAAGUAGAUUCAAAUAGCAUUAAGAGUUUUAAAGAAGGUCUCAGGGAUUGUAAAAACCAAAUGAACAAUGAAAUUCCUAGAAUGAAUGGUUUUUGUGAAGCUGUGCUAUAUUUUUUGCCUAAACUUAGAAAAAUAGCCCAUCCUUUUCCAGUAUUAUCAUGGAAAACAUUUUGUGAUACUAUUCAUCUUGAAGUGAACCCAUUAGCUACAACUCAUUACCUAAGUAUACUUCUUCGUCAACUUCAAAAUUUGGGCGAAAUACUGUAUCUAAAAUCAGAAUUGCAUACAGAUUUAGUAGUUAUUUCCCCUAGUUGGUUUGGUACAAAUAUUAUUGGUACACUAUUUUCUGUUGACUUUUUAAUUAAUCAAACAAGAAUGUUUGGAUCAUAUCAAGCGAAUGAUUUUCAAACAAUGUUUCCUCAUUAUGAUGCUAUGUCAGUUUUACAGUUAUUAGAAACUAUGAAAAUAUGUGUUCAAUAUGACAAUGAUGGUGAUAUUGAAUAUGAAUUCCCUACUUAUAUAAUUAGAGAAAAAGAUGAAACACUUUGGAAACCAUGGCACAAUAAUAAUGAGAAGUGUUAUGGAGGAGUUCGCUUUACUUCACAACCUCCAUUCUUUGAACUGUUAACUUCAAUAUUUAUGAAAAUACAAGUUGAACUUAGAUAUUUGCAAAAUAACUAUUAUGAAGAAAUGGAUAGUUUCUUAUACCAGUGGUAUGGUGGUGCUAUAUUUUAUGUAAGCUGUAUUGAAUGUAUGGUAUCACUUGAACAUGAUAAUUGUAUAGAUAUAAAAAUACGUGGACCACAAUCAUCAAGUUAUACAUGUUUUUAUUUUUUGGAAGAAAUUCUACAUUCUAUAAAUUUAGUUCUAAGUGAAUGUUGUCCAAGAAUGAAAAUCAUUAAAGAGUUUUUGAGUCCUUUAGAUUUAUCUGAACAUAACACCCAACCACAUUCUUAUAGUGUUCACGAUUUAUUUAAAUCCAUUCAAAAUCAAUCAAAAUUCAAAUCUACGGUGAUUCAUCCUUUAUCCAACAUAAAAGAAUGUGUUUUAGAUGUAUUAGCUUUUGGAUGUGACAGAGUGAUCGACAAGCUUUUGUGUAGUUCUGAAUUACCUUUAACAGAGUUAAGUAUGCUAUGCCGACAAGAGUUGAGUCAACUUCUUGAUAAAGUACAUCCAUUAGGAAAAGAUUGGGCUUUAUUUGCUUUAAAUAUUGGAUUAGACUCUAAAGUGCAAUUAUUAGAUGAUGAACAAACUAGCCCUUUCCUAAAAUUAAUUGAUUUAUGGGCAACUAGCCAGCCGGCUACUACUAUUGGUAUGCUAAUUGAUGGUCUAAAUGAAAUUGAACGGGAAGAUGCAGCUUCAGUUAUUUUACAACAUGUUCAGUGUUACAGGAUUAAAUCAAUGGAUAAUAAAUUUUCCUUAAUUGACAAUAAUUUAAAAAAUUGACUUAUUGUUUUUUUUUUUAUAUUUUCAUAAACUACCAAUAUUUAAUUAAAAUAUAUCUAGUCAAUAACUUGUAAUUAAAAUGAUUGUAUUUAAUAAAAUUCGAUAUUUUAUCAUUUCAUGAUGAAUAUCGAUUUAUAAAAUGUUAUUUUAAAAUUAUGUCAAUA